Molecule: messenger RNA, 4529 nt
Organism: Myripristis murdjan (pinecone soldierfish)
Lineage: Eukaryota; Metazoa; Chordata; Actinopteri; Holocentriformes; Holocentridae
Product: flocculation protein FLO11-like
Exons: 11
Coding region: 354-3776 (1140 amino acids)
Biological process (GO): negative regulation of DNA-templated transcription
Cellular component (GO): nucleus
Molecular function (GO): RNA binding; metal ion binding
Source: RefSeq, a predicted model, not a curated record
UCGUUCGACAAACACGGAAGCGUAGACCGAAUCACAGCCAUGGCGCUAUACCGCACGUUUUCUACACGUUCCGUACCUUCAGUAUAAGUUGAAUGUAUUUCGAUAAACGUCUAACCUUUCGGUUAGACACUUGGCUUGAGCCACCUUGCGGGCACCCGUAGUUUACGGUGCGUGCGUAGCGGUGAUAUGCACCGCGAGCAUCCUAGCUAAAUCGCAUACUAACUUCAUGAAGGUUGUUGUUGUCGCUGUCACGUGUGACUUUCAUAGUUUACACCGGCAGAAAGUCCCUCAGACAUGGCAGCUUCGCCUGGUUUUGAGCAAGGAACAACAGGGAAAUAACUGGGAAAAGGGAAAUGUCAUUUGCUAACCUUUUCACCAAGCUGGGCGCUCUCGGUGAAGAUGUGAGCCGUCGCUGUGAGGCUGCCCCGCCACACAGAGUGUCCGGGGAGCAGAAGGAGAACGUUACAGGCGGCUGUGCCAGAAAGCGGAAAGCGUGCGGUGAACAGCUCAGUGGUGCUCACACCAAGAGACAGAGACAGAAGGACACUUUCCAAGCCAAAACGACAGAGACUUGGCAGGAUCCCGAGUUCUCCAGCAGGUGUGGCUCUAAUGCCAAAGAUUACCAUGUGGAGAAGUCUGGCCAUGAGCAUGCAAGUGCUGGCUUCACCAAAGAACCGGACCUUAGUAGCCACGGUGGUCCACCAAAGCAGAAUAAAGCCAAAACAAACAAUAACAAUAAUGUUAAGCAGCAGCAACAGAAGAAGAAGAAGAAUAGGAAGAAUCAGAAUUGGCAGGGUGGCACAGGAAGGCCUGGCAAAGGAGGGUGCCGUCAGUCCAACCGUAACUCAGAGAAACGCAGCGGAUGGAAAACAGACGCAGGAGGGAAGCAGGACGUCCUUGUAAAAAAGAAGAGGUUAAUGACCGCCGAGUUCAAGGAGCAGAAUGCCUUGAUGGUGGAUGGAAGAUUACUUUGUCGACAUUUCCUUUGGGGGCGAUGCAUUAAGGGUGAUGACUGCCAGCUGGAACACGUUAAAGGUUACAACAAUCUCAUCAAAGAAGUGUGCAAGUUCUACAUCCAGGGAUUCUGCACAAAAGGAGAAAGCUGCCCAUACAUGCACAAUACCUUCCCCUGCAAGUUUUUCCAUACAAGAGGAAAGUGUGCUCAAGGAGGCCAAUGCAAGUUUUCCCAUGAGCCUCUUACUGAUCUCACAAAAGAGCUCCUGGAAGCGGUGUUAAAAAGGGACAAGGAACUUGCCAAGAAAGCUGAACAGGGAGCCUCAGGCCAACCAGAGGACACAGAGGAGUCAGCUCUUACCGAGGAGAACACGACUCCUGACGUACUGAUGAAUCCCAUCAGACCUAAUUUUUACAACAGCUCAUGUCCAUCAGUGCCUCAUGCUGAGAACGAAGCAACUGUAUGUCAGGCUGAGGGACUGGCUGAUGAUAUGGAAGAUCCUGUACCACAUGCAACAGAUACUGCCCCGUCUCACAGCCCCCCCUCAAGUGACCUCAUCCACAAGGAGUCCGUUUCUUACUCAGUAGAGGCAGUGCUUGGGUCUCAAAGGUCCAAACCCUUCCCCAGUCUCUUUGGAACCUCUGCAAGCCAAGAAUCUACCUCCCUUCCCACCCCACAGAGUCCCCUCGAUGCUCCUUCAAGCUCUGCAGACCACAUUGAUGCUCCGUACUCUGUUGAUGCUGUUCUUGGCUCUAGUAAGGUAGCUUUUAGCCACUUGUCUACCCCGUUCUCUGCACAGUCCACAUGCUCUACCCCAAAACCUCCCUCAAGCUCAGCAAACCAAAAUGAAGUGGUCUCAUGUUUAGUAAACACUGCCAGUGAAUCAGACAAAUCCCUAGAAAAAAAUGUCAAGAGUUUGUUAUCUGGUCCACUGCGUGCCUGCCAGAUCUCAACUGUGAGUAUGUCUGCAAAGACCUGCAAUGAUCUUGCACAAUUUAGGGUGACACCUGAGACCCAGAAACCUGCUGUAAGAGCUUCCCAUGUGGUGAAGCUGGAUUCGUUGCCUCCCUUUGGAUUGGAAGAGACCAAAACAGAUGUGAAAGGAGCUCCCAGUGUUCUCAUUUCUCCCCAUCCUCCUACAAAAGGCAACAGGCACCUGCCUAGGGAUGUAACCUCACUGCAAGACUCAGCACAGUCCCAGAGGCCCCAAAAUAUUGUGUCAGGCUCUGAAGGCAGUAAAAGUGAAGGUGUUAUUCCUUUUGGACCAACUAAACCUACACAGGGAGCGUUCCACGGCCUCUUUUCUAACCCCCUUACUCAGACAUCUGCUCCUAAAUGCCCCACGCGGCUAAAGUCACGUUCCUCCAGUGCGCCCUCUGGCUCACAGGGCUCAGUGCGGUCUCCUCAUCCCCUCUCCACAGGUGGAGCUGCUGUUUCUGCCGACCUUGUUUCCAGCUACAAAAAUAACCGUGUUUUUGUGAACUCUCUCACUCAUGAAUUGCAAUGUAAAGAACCCACUGACAUCAAACAUCGUUCCCAAGGGGCAAAAGAUGGCACGCAGCCCCACAAUUAUACUGAAGCCUGCCGCAGUAAAAUGGAACAUACUGUUGAUUCAGCGGUGACUACGACUGUGAAAAGACCCUUUCACAGGCUUUUCGCAAGCCCUAUCACCAACAACUUUGAGCAGGUACCUUGCUUGCAGGCUGCACCAGAUUCGAUAAUGACUUCCAGUUCUCCUCUGGACUCUGGUCAGUUUUCGCAUCCUGCUACAAGUGCUACAGACUCCAGAGGAGAGGAUAUUCCUGUCAAAACUGCAGCUGAACCUGGCAGGGCCACUGCAGUAUCCUUCCGCAGCCUUUUUGCAAGCCCCAUCAGUGAGACUGCUGGCCCCCUACUGUGCACACAGUCUGAGCCUGAUUCCUCCAGUCCUCGAGAGCCAGACCAGUCAGCCAAGUCUGCGUCCGGUUCAACAGGCUGCAGCAGAAGAGCCUCUGAUUUUGGAACAUCUUUUUCACAAGGCCUGUUUUCAGGUAAUAUCCUCACUGAGGUUCCUGCUGUGCCCACAUCGCCUGAUUUGCCCUCACAACCUAAAAGGACAAAUGGAAGCAGUUCAUAUUCAGCUGAGAGCAUUAAUCAAUCCCCAAAGCACUUGGUGAAUCCUGCCUGCAGCCGUAUGUUCAGUUCUGUCAGUGAUGCCAGUCCAGAUCCCUCCAUAGCCCAGGCUCAGCAGCAGCUCUCUGAUGUCUCAUCCCACAGAGGAUCUUCAACAGCAGGCACUGCUCAGUCCAUUCUGAAAACCCUCUUUGUGUCACUGAGUCCGUUUCAAGACGACGGGCAGCAACAAAGAAAUGCUGACAUCCCUUCAGAAAGUAAAAACAAGCACAAAAGCAGCACUGGGUGUGUCCACACAGAACAACAGCUGAUAAGACAGAAGACAGACGAGGUGAAAACAGUGAAAAAGGAACUGGGGGAGGACGCUUAUCGUCAGCUCAAGGAAUCCUGCAGACAUUCUGCUGAGAAAAACGAACCCCGCCCCGUUACAGAGGAGCGUCGCAUCUCUCCUCAAAACUGUCAUAUGUCCCUUGAGAGAAGACGCGGGUCAACCUCCACCAGUCCGGGUAUGAGUCAAGCCCAGGUGAGCACCUCUGGCAUGCACAACCUGCCUGUCAAGCCAAUGGCAUCGCUGACGCAACCUUGCACGAGCCUUCCAAUGAAGCAAACCUCCAGACACAAGAAGUGUGUGAGAGGGAACGUCAGGGUCGCACCAGUGAAGGACCUUUUUAAGACUUUAGACCCCACUGCUUCCCCCUUUGGACAUUAACACUGAAAUAACUCUUACAACUCUUGCGUUGCACAUAUGACAUUUUAGUUAUAGAAUAGAUAGAACUAUUACUAUAACUAUAACUUGUACACUGGUAUUUGAAAUGUGAAAAUUAAUGUAUGAUUCAAUAACCAAGGUGUUCAACUUUUGCUUCUUAACUGAAACAUUUCUUUAUUCACUUUGCAUCAGGAGCUCUUAGUCUGAAUCUACAAACAUUUCAGUCCUGAUUAUAAAGAGAUGCAUAUUUUAGCCAAACAUGUAUUUUAUAUAACAUUAGGUAAUAAAUCAUGUAUAUAAUAGUGGCUGAACUCAAUGAGGGAAACUGGAGUGGCCAUGCCCUCAGUGGGCAAACAAGCAUGUAAGUGAGAAACCACUUGUUCCUCUUUUCUCUGUAACUGUGGUUGGACUGUAGAAAUUGAAUUAUACAAACACUGUUUUGGUACAUUAAGCUGUCCUUGGAGGAUAAGUGCUAGUUGUUUGGGUUUUUUCCAUUUGAAUCAAGUAGAGGAUUAUCUCAGAGUCCGAGCAUGUUGUUUGGAAAGCUGCCUGUAAUACUUUUUCUGUCUUAAAAAAAAUGCACCCUCAUUCAAAUACAUGUUUUCAUUACUGUGUUAAAGAUUUUUUUUUUUUUUAGCUAACUGUGUUGCUCCUUUCUGCAUUUUAAGUUGUUUGGUGUGAAAGAGAAUUUGAUCAAAAUGAUUUCUGUGCUAAAAAUCCCUCUUGGUUUACCUAACAAAUAAACAUACAAAUACA